Messenger RNA from Alternaria burnsii, 711 nucleotides. RefSeq lists its product as uncharacterized. NCBI's taxonomy places the organism in Eukaryota, Fungi, Ascomycota, Dothideomycetes, Pleosporales, Pleosporaceae. The record is from RefSeq and is a predicted model, not a curated record. The transcript has a single exon. The coding region runs from base 1 to 711 and encodes 236 amino acids.
AUGCCGCUCAAGGCAACACCGUCUGAGUUUUCUACACAAACAUUUGCAACGCCUGCAGACUUCGAGGCUUUCCUCGAGCGCGAACAUGCCACUGCGCCGGGCGUCUACGUUAAGCUUGCCAGGAAGAGCUCCGGUAUACCGUCGAUAACUGCCGCUGAAGCUGUCGAAGUCGCGCUGUGCUAUGGCUGGAUCGACGGUCGCGCCAACGCUUGCGAUGACGCGUUUUGGACAGUACGCUAUACGCCGAGACGAGCGAAGAGUAUAUGGUCUCAAAAGAAUGUUGGGACGGUAUCGCGUCUCAUCGAGGACGGCCGAAUGCGUCCUGCCGGCCUGGCAGCCAUCGAUGCUGCGAAGGCCGACGGAAGAUGGGAUCGUGCAUAUGCGGGCUCUGCUACAAUCGUAAUGCCUGAUGACCUCAAGGAUGCGCUUGCUCGGGUACCCGCAGCGAAAGCUCAAUGGGAAAGCAUGAGCAAGAGCGAUAGAUAUGCUGCAUUGUUAAGGGUAGAGACAGGCACAAAGAACGCAAGGUCGAAAAGAAUGCAAAGCAUAGUCCAAGGACUUGCGACUGGAAGACGGCAAGAUAGUAGGGCUGGUUCAAACCGGACAGCUCGAAAGAUCCCUAUGAGAGUUCAAAGAGCCACUCCAAAUGCUGAGCCAAAAGUGCACAGGACUUCGCCACUUCGAGCCGGACUUCGACAGCGCAAGAUCUAA